UGGACAGUAGGGUUCGACUCGCGCUACGCGGCACGACAUUAUUUUUAGCGGCUGGUUUGUGUUGCUGUGUGGGAGUAGCAGGAGCUCGCUCCAUCUCUGCCGCCGCACGAGGAACAUUCGUCAUAUACGUCCGGCCUACGCUUGUUGGAGCUCUGCUUGAGGUUUUCCGUUUCAAACGAGGAUAACGGAUCGUUCCUAACUGGACGACAAUAACACGACUCUUCUGAAAGGGGCUGUAUCACGUUAACAAUCGCCCAUUGAUACCGGAUAGUUUGUUCUUGCACCCAGCCGGCCUGGUGUUGGGUAGCCUAAAAAAGAAAUGACUAGUCCCAGCGCGGAUAGCCACGCAUCAAUAAAUGCCACACAAAACGAAUCGGGGCCAAUUGAAGCAAGUCAUCCUGAACCCGCAUUUCAAGAGGCGCAGGAAUGGAUCGAGGCCGUGACGGGGAGAAGCUUUGGAGACAAGGGCUUCCGCAGUGGUCUGGAGAAUGGCAUCCUGUUGUGCGAGCUCCUGAGUGCUAUAAAACCAGGACUGGUGAAGAAAAUCAACAGACUGCCCACACCAAUUGCGGGACUGGACAACCUGACGGUGUUCCUGAGGGGCUGUGAGGAGUUGGGCCUCAAUGGGUCGCAGCUGUUUGAUCCAGGGGACCUGCAAGACACAUCCAUACGGGCCAACCUCAAAGAUGCUGACUGCAACAGAAAACUCAAGAAUGUCCUGAAUACAGUGUUCUGGCUGGGCAAAGCUGCUAACAGCUGCACCUCCUACAGUGGUCCUACUCUCAACCUCAAGGAGUUUGAAGAACUGCUGGCUCAAAUGAGAAUGGGCUGUGAAGCGAUGGGUGACACUGGUGCCCUGACAGUGAGAGACAGUGGCUAUGACUGCUGGGAUUCUGAGCGGAGUGAGUCCCUCUCUUCACCUUGCCACACCCGAGACAACUCACUGGACAGUCUGGACUCCUUUGGCUCCCACUCUCAGCAAAGCCCUUCUCCUGAUGUGAUCAACAGACUCAACAGUGAUGGGCGGGGCAGUGACUCGGAAGCGGAUGGUAAGAAGCCAGAUGUGCGCAGGGAUGACAUGUUGGCCCGGAGGACGGCCAGCAGCGAAUCACGAGCCCCCGUUCCCUUCAACCAGUUCCUGCCCAACCGGACCAACGCCACCGCCUACGUCCCGGCCCCCCGCCGCCGGGCCCACGGCGAGGAGGGGGAGCAGCGGAGUCAACACUCCCCCGUCUUAGCAGAAGGUGAUAGUAUGGCAAGUUCUGGCCCUCGAUCCAAACCCCUGAAAACCGUCACAUGGGCCCGGGGAGACAGCGUCAAUGAGGUGGACGAGGAACCCACUCAGCAAGGUCCGGACCUGACCCAGGGAGACCAGGACUGUUCCCAGGAAGACCAGGAGUGCACCCAGGAAGACCAGGAUUGCACCCAGGAAGGCCGGGAUGUGAGCCGGGAAGUCUUAGAGCAGAAGAGGUUGCAGAGGCUUCAGAAGGCGGGGAUAAAGGUCCUGCCUGCCGCCGUUCGCUACAGCAGGGUCCAAGAACCCUCGGAGGAGGAGGAGCGCCACAAAGACAGGGGUCCGUCGCCCGACAUCAUCCUCCGGCGGGACAACGACUUCCUGUCCAAUCACAAAGCCACGUGGGACGCGUCCUCCUCGUCCGACGGCGAGGGCGAGGAGGAGGCCCGGAGGAAGGUUCCGGACGUGCGCAAGGACGACCUGGCGUCGCGGCGGGCCCCCCGCGCGGCCCUGGCUCCCAGGGUGCACCAGUUCUUGCCGGCGCCGGUCUGCAGCAGCAGGGACCGGGAGCGCUGGGAGGGCAUCCGGCGAGCCUCCCAGCAGGCCCUGCAGGAGAAGGAGCCCAGUGAGAUGGCGGCGGCUGUCUCUGACAUCAUCACGCAAAAAGACAACCCCUUCCUGAACGCCAACCCGCGGGCGGGGGAAGGGGAAGACGAGGAGGACGAGGAGCAGGGGGGAAUGGGAGGAGUUAAGGCGGUGCCCAAUAAGGUGAAGGAUGACCUGGCUCGGAGGCGUGCUCUGGCAAAGCCCCGCCCCCAUAGGCAGGGACCAAUGAGCUUCGGGUCUGCCUCGAUGAGCCAGGCAGACAAGCAGAAGUGGGAGAGACUCAGAAUGGCUGAACCAAGUGAUCCCGGCCCCGCCCCGGUGUGCGGGGCUUGUCAGGGCAGCCAGGUGGACGGUCCCCCCAUCGGCUCAGCCAAGGCCGGACGCAGCCAUAGCAAAGUGGUGACCUUUGGUGGAGUGACUGAGAUCAUGCAGCCCAGGGAAGGGGAACAGUCAGACAUGCUUAGGCGGCUUCUCGCCAAGGCAACCAUUGCUAUGCCUACUAUUGACCUGGCCUCCCGGCUAAGGGAGGAGGAACGCAGCCAGGUCAACGGAUCCGACCCCAUGCUAACUCCGCCCCCCACCCCCUCUGACCUCCGACCCUGGACCCCCGAGGCCACGCCCACCGCGGCUGAGACGGACGCACGCUUCGCUCAGUACGCGAAGGCGGCGCAAGAGGAAGACGAAGAGGAGGAGGAGGAGGAGGAGGAGAGGAUGCCCAACCUGCAGAAGGACGACAUGCUGGCCCGGAGGACGGGGGCGUUCAGCCGCCGCGCCGCCCCGUACAACCACUUCCUGCCCCUGCCGGCGUCCAAGCGCGGCGCGCAGGGGGAGGUGCAGACGGACGCCGCACCGCGGGGCAGGAAGGCCGUGAGGGCCGAGUGGGAGAGGAGGGCGGAUCCCAGAGGGUCCCCUGUGAGAGAGUUGCCGCAGGAGAGCAUCCGGGUUCCCGUGGAAACGCCUCCCCAGCAGCGGGCACAGGACCAAGCCAUCGCCCGGCCGUCCCCACGUAGUGACGACGAUGAGGACGAGGAAGAGCAGGAGGGCGUGGUGCUCCCCGACCCGGAGAAGGACGAUAUGAUGGCGAGAAGAACCCGAGCGUGUAACACACAAACUGCCGCGGGGAAGAAAGCGCCGGUCAAUCGAUUCUUGCCGGUGCCUGGGUCCGCUGUACAUAGAAACGUUGCGCCGCUUUUGCCCGUGUCGAAUCCCCCGCUGCAGAGCAGACUGAAAACAGCAGAGAAGAGAAACAGAGACAGCAGAAUGGCUGCUGAGUCAGUAGAGGAUCCAAUCAUACCUCCUCAGAAAGCCCCCGGCAGAGUGCCCACCCGGGCCGGGGGGCAGGAAGAGGAGCAGGAGAAAGAGGUGGAGGAAAAGAAAGAGAGACGUCGAGAAGGAGACGCGACGCUUCCUAAUACCUCCGCCCCCCUCGCCCGUCGAACCGCCAACCCCCCGGCAGGCCCUCCUGCUGGGGCUCCUCAGGGUGUGGGGUCCCCGGGGGACCGGCAGAGCUCUGAGGGGGAGGCGGGGGUAACGGAGGUGAAGGAGGUGGAACGAGGGCCCGUGGAGAUGUGUAGCAAUGGGGGGGAGCCCCGCAAACCGCAGUGGAUGGAGGAUGAUGAUCUGCCCCCGAUGAUGAUGAGUCGACGGGUUGCUUAUAGGUCUGAUGACAAAGAGAGCAUGAGUAUGGGUGACAUGCCGACGGAGGAGGAGGCCAUGGGGUCCGUGCCCCCGCUGAACCAGUCCCGCUUCGAGCGGACGCACGAGACGCUACACAACUUCGAGGAGGAGGACGACGGUUGGCAGGACAAUCUGGCCCGCUGGAAGAACCGCCGCCGCAGCGCCUCCCAGGAGCUGAUCAAGAAGGAGGAGGAGAGGAAGAGGAUCGAGAAGAGGAUGAAGGAGAACGGGGUGGACAGCGGCAAGCGGAAGAGCAUCAAGACCUACAAAGAGAUCGUGGAGGAGAAGGAGAAGCGGGAGAUAGACCUGUGUGAGUCCUACCGGAGAGCCCAGACCCCAGAGGAGGCCGCCAUGGUGCUGCAGCGCUACGCCCUUCGCUUCACCAUCAGCGACGCCACCCUGGACAGCCUGCAGCUGCCCCGAUCCACCUCCCCGAACACCACGCCCGCUGACCCGGACCAGAAGGACCAGGAGCCCCACCCCACACCACAGAGCACACACCCUCCCUCUGAGACCCCGGAACCUCCGCACCUCCGACCGGAUCCCGCUCGGAUGACGGCGCAGCACCCGAAACCCCCGGAGAACGAAGGGGAGGAGGGGGUCCCGGAGGCCCGGUCCUCCACGACCCCACCGGGUUCCCCGGCCGGUCCCGUCGGUCGGUCGCGACCCUCUCUGCCGCCGCGACCGGCGCCUUCAGAACUACGACCGCAUCAGCCCCCCCAGGGAGAGCCCAGGGGGGCACCGCACACGCCGCCGGGCACCGGAGAGGCCCGGCCGGGACAAACCAAAGGGUUCCAGCCUCAACCGACGAGGGAAGAUCAAGAAUCUGCAAAGACUGUACGCGUCCACCAUGUCUCCCCUACACCCUACCCGCCGUCCAAACCCGUGCCCCUGCUCACAGCCAAACCCUACUGCCUUCCCGGGAGCAGCCACAGCGCUCGCAAGUCUGUUCUGUUGGACGGCCUUGUGCGAGUGAAUGGAAACGUGAAAGAGGAGUCUAAAUUGUCGUCCACCCCUGCCUCCUCCACCUCUCCUCUCAUGGAGAAUCCUGCUUCCUCCGUCUCACCUCCACACUCCACAGAGGAGAAAAAGGAGGAUACUGCCUCCUUCUCUCCCCCACAGUCCCCAAAGCAGGGGAAGGAGGAGCCUGCCUCUGUCUCUCCUCCACCCUCCACAGAGGAGAAGAAAGAGCUGGCUCCCUCUUCUACACCUCUUUCGUCCCAAGAGGAAAAGAAGGAACCUGUCUCCUCCUUCUCUCCUCCACACUCCCCAAAGCCGGCGGUGCAGAAGCCUGCCACCUUCUCUCCCCCACAGUCCCCACAUAAGGAAAAGGAGGUCGCUGUCUCCUCCUUCUCUCCCCCACAGUCCCCAGAGCAGGAGAACCAGGACACUGUCUCCUCCUUCUCUCCCCCACUGUCCCCAAAGCGGGAGAAAGAGGAACCUGUCCCCUCCUUCUCUCCCCCACAGUCCCCAGAGCGGGAGAAAGAGGAACCUGUCCCCUCAUUCUCUCCCCCACUGUCCCCAAAGCAGGAGAAAGAGGAACCUGUCCCCUCAUUCUCUCCCCCACUGUCCCCAAAGCAGGAGGGGGAGAAGCCUGCCACCUUCUCUCCCCCACUGUCCCCACAUAAAGAGAAGGAAGACCCUGCUUCAGAGCAGACAGCAGCAGACAGCCAGAGAACCGCUUCAGACCAGCCGACAACCGAGAGCCGAGGCUCCCAUUCCGGGUCGGCCAUGAGCGCUCUGAUUGGAGGAAGGAACUGCAUCAUCACCACCACUAUUGUGACGGAGCUCACGCAGACUGUAGUGGAGCCCAUCGCCAUGGAGACCGAUACUGAUGGAUCGGUCAAUGGCACCACGGAGCGGUUUGACUCAUCAACAGAAUUGAGAGAGCCUGCACCAGCUGCUCUACCAUUACCUUCAUCAUUGCCAUUGACACCAUUAUCCCCAUUUACACCAUUAUCACCCUUAUCACCGUUAUCCUCAUUAUCACCAAUAUCACCAUUACCCACCAACGGGCAGAUGUAUUCUCCAACUAUAUCAGAGGGCAUCCAAGAGAGCAGCUCAACUAUUGAGACCCCCAUGUUGAACUUGGCUAAGCGUGUUAAUCACUGGGUCUGGGACCCCAAUGAGGAGCGUAAGCGGCAGGAGAGGUGGCAGCGGGAGCAGGAGCGCCUCCUUCAGGAGCAGUACCAGAAAGAACAAGAGAAACUGAAGGGGGAGUGGGAAAGAGCUCAAAAAGAGGUGGAGGAGGAGGAGAGGAGACACAACGAAGAGGAACGGAGGAUUCUGGAUGAGACUGCGACGCCCCUUAAUCCUUCUGGCCUGGCCAAGCCGCCCCGCCCGGCUCCAGAGGAGGAGGGCUCCAGACCGGCCCAGCCCAACCACCAGACCCUGGGAAGGGCUGCACACGCAGAGCCCCACAUCCAGAGACCCACCACCGCUAACGAAGAUCAGCACAAAUCAAAGCUCCAUUUCUUCCAGGAGUCAUCUCAGGAUAGCGAGGCGUCGAGGAAACACGACCUGUGGAAGACCUCUUCCUUGGACCGCAACACCCAGCUCCUUCAGUCCAACACAGUGAAGAGGUCAGGCUCUGACAACACAGUGGCCGGAUCACAGCAGCCUCCAUCUUCCUCCUCACAGCCUCCUUCACCCAGCAGAUGUGUCAGUGGGAAGAGGCUGUGCUCUGGAUGUUCUCAGCCUCUGGGGAAAGGAGCGGCCAUGAUCAUUGACACCAUGGGACUGUUCUUUCACUUGCCAUGUUUCAAGUGUGGCGUGUGCAGUGGCCAGAUGGGGGACACCAGCACUGGGACCGAUGUCCGGAUCCGCAAUGGACAUCUGACCUGUAAUGAGUGCUACAUCGCCACUCGUGGUGGAGGUCAGCCCACAACACUAUGAGGACCAUGAUUCUCUGCAGCAGCCCAACCCUCCCUCCAUCACUGACAGACAGACAGAUAUUCAGACAACUGUGAUGUGACCCGUUUCCCAGUAGAACAGGAUAUCAAGGCGGGUUAAUAAACAACAUUUCGGCCCUGGGGAGGGGUGUGUAUUGAUUUGUGAUCCUGUGAACCGCCCAAACGAUGUAAUCAAUACUUUUGGCGGUCAGAUUGAUAUGCACGUCCACACGGACAUUUGUGUUCUUUUUAGAUACAAUAAGGUAUUCAUUAAUUAAUGAUUAUAUACAAUAAUAUUAGUUUCAUUUUGUCUUUGACAGUAAUUUAGGAAGGAGAAAACUGGAAUAUUUUUUAAUAAAACAUAUAUAGAUAUAUAUGGAUCUAUCGAUGAAGAAACGACUCGAGUGCCAUUAGGUCCUUGCACAUCCAUAUAGAAGCACAGUCAUGGACACAUGGACAUUUGCCCAGGGAAUGCAUUAAGCCCUUUGUAUGUCCGCUAUACAUCAUGGCGAUCUGACAGCAUAGUAACCCAGCCUUGGGUUUGAAAGCUUAUUGUAGCCUGAACAUUUACAAUGCCUUACUCACAUCUUCUCGUUUAGUUUUGUUUUCUUUUGGGUUUUUGUUGACUGCUUUGCAUGAACGAAGAACAUAAAUAUCUGGGUUGGAUUUUUUUUAUCAGAGUAUUGUCUGGAUUACUUAAAGUAGGUUUUGCUCUUAUUUCUUAUCCCCAGUGGCACUUUGACCUUCGGUGUUCCUCUCUUGUUGUACUUCAACAUUUUGGGGUUUAGGGAAGCCAAUCUCGUGUGACUUGUGAUCAGACAUUAGAGUUUUUCUUAUUUUUUAAUCAGAACGCAUGCUAUUGCAACAUUUAAUGUUAUUUGAUAUUUUGCAUUAUUUCCCUCAUGUUUGAUUAUGUGUUUUUUCUUUGCGAUAGCUUGAUUGCAUCAGACUCAGUGCCUUAAGUUAUGAGCAAGGAGAGAGAAAGUAUGAGAAGACAGUUUUGUACUUACGCAGAUCUCUGGGUCAGGCACAGUGAAUGAAUGUGUAUGUUAUUAUGUAUCUGUGUGUGAGUGUGUCCGCAAACAUGCUGUUUUCACUUGAAGCACAGUUCCAUACCAGCAAAAAAAUAUUUUUCAACCUCCUAACCUUGAGCUUACCAAUGAGAAAAAUGUAUUUGCUGCUUCCCCAACCAUCCCCAUCCCUCAUCGAAGUUACGGUAGUUCCCCCCUCUUCCUCUCUUCACGAACGCUGCCUCCUCGUGGUUUGAAUGUACCUUUUGCCCUCUACUUCCCGCGCUAUUGCCUUUAACCUGAAACACGUUAACAGAAUAGCUUAACACCGUGUUAUCCACGCCCCGCUCAGCGCUAACAGUCUAUCUCACACAACAUGUUCAGUUCAUUGUCUUUUAUAGCAAGGGUAUGUUUGUCAAUAAAAUUGUGAAAUUAAAGUUUUCUUCUGUUUUCCUUCAACUGUCCUUUGUCCGAUUCGUCCAGUGAUAAUGUUGACGUUUUUUUUCAAAAUAAAAACGAUGAAACAACUUGGUAUUGAAUUAAAUGCCUUAAUAAAAAUGAUUAAAAUAA
Molecule: messenger RNA, 7988 nt
Organism: Gadus chalcogrammus (walleye pollock)
Lineage: Eukaryota; Metazoa; Chordata; Actinopteri; Gadiformes; Gadidae
Product: LIM and calponin homology domains-containing protein 1-like
Exons: 31
Coding region: 320-6412 (2030 amino acids)
Biological process (GO): regulation of focal adhesion assembly; positive regulation of stress fiber assembly
Cellular component (GO): stress fiber
Molecular function (GO): myosin II head/neck binding
Source: RefSeq, a predicted model, not a curated record